Thecamonas trahens ATCC 50062 is the source of this 2267-nucleotide messenger RNA. Its product is annotated as translation elongation factor G. Lineage: Eukaryota; Apusomonadida; Apusomonadidae. Gene Ontology annotation, biological process: ribosome disassembly; mitochondrial translation. The transcript has a single exon. Gene Ontology annotation, molecular function: GTPase activity; GTP binding. Gene Ontology annotation, cellular component: mitochondrion. The coding region runs from base 1 to 2238 and encodes 745 amino acids. The record is from RefSeq and is a predicted model, not a curated record.
AUGCGCAACGUCGGCAUCUUUGCCCAUGUCGACCAUGGCAAGACUACGGUGGUCGAGCGCAUGCUGCUCUACACCAAUCUGGUCCGUCGGCCGGGCGAGGUCCACGACGGCAACGCUACCAUGGACUACUUGCCGCAGGAAAUGGCGCGCGGCAUCACCAUUAACGCCGCAGCCAUCACGCUUCCGUGGCGUGAACAUGAGAUCAACGUCAUCGACACGCCCGGUCACGUCGACUUUACCGCCGAGGUCGAGCGAUCGGCCCGUGUGCUUGAUGGCGCCGUCCUGGUUGUCGACGCUGUGUCCGGCGUGCAGGCACAGACACUGCGGGUGUGGGCACAGUGCGAAAAGUACGGUAUCCCCACUGUGGUCUUUGUCAACAAGAUGGAUCGCGAGGGCGCCGACUUUGGCGCCGCUGUGGCCUCGCUCCGCGAGCGGCUCGGCUCGGACGCUUCUUUCGUGCCUGUCCACGCUCCGGUCGUCUCAGGCGACAUGCAUCGCGAGUUUCGUGCCGUCCGCGACCUGGUCUCCAUGAAGGAGCUGACCUUUGGUGGUGAGUGGGGCGAGGAGGUGACUCCGGGCUGCGCCCGCGAAUCUGCGGACAUGGCCGCCGCCCGCCUCGGUCUGGUCGAUGAGCUUGUCGGACUCGACGACGCGUUUCUUGAUGCCCUCCUUGAGGCUGACAUUGACUAUGAGGCUGCGCCGUGCGCCGUAGAGCCCGAUCUUGUGCGCGACGCGCUUGCGCGCGCCACCCGAUCCCGGCGAGCAGUCCCCGUCCUCCUCGGCUCGGCGUUCAAGAACAAGGGCGUCCAACCACUGCUUGACGCCAUCGUCGACUACAUGCCGUCGCCGGUCGAUGUCGGCCCGGUCUCGGCUGUCCGUGUCUCGCGCCGUGGCGGGGGCGUCACGUCUGUGCGCAAGCACAAGCACAAGCACAAGCCUGUGGCCAAGUCCGGGGCGUCUGAUCCUGACGGUGGCGGCGUCCAAUCCGUGUCCCGCACCCCACAGGCGAGCGAGCCGCUGACGGCCCUCGCCUUUAAGGUUGCGCACAUUCCGCAGCGCGGCGCUGUUGUCUACUUUCGGGUCUACUCGGGCGUCCUCCGCUCGGCGUCGACGCUGUUCAACUCGACGCAGGGUGUCAAGGAGCGGGUCUCCAAGCUGUACAAGGUCUAUGCUGACGACAUGGAGGAAGUGAAGGAGAUCGGGCCCGGCGCGCUGGGCGCUGCGCUCGGGCUCCGCGACGCCGCCACCGGCGACACUGUGGUGGCCGGUAACGACAAGCACCCGGUCGUCCUCGCUGGCGUUUCCAUGCCGCCGCCGGUCUUCUUCUGCGCUGUCGAGCCCGAGUCGCUCGCGGUCCAGCCUGAGCUGGAGAAGGCACUCGCCCAGGUGACCCGCGAAGACCCGUCGCUCUCAGUCUCGAUCGACGAAGAGACCGGCGAGACCAUUCUCUCGGGCAUGGGCGAGCUCCAUCUCGAGUACAUCGCGACGCGGCUCCGUGACGAGCUCGGCGUCUCAUGCACCAUCUCGGAGCCGCGCGUAGCAUACAAGGAGCAUCUCUCGGUUGAUGCACACAUGGCGUACACCUUUUCGACCGGUCCGCUCUCGGCCGGCUCGCUCGCUGCUCCUGGGCCAGCCCACCAGCUCAACAUCGAGCUCGCGGUCUCGGCUGUCGGCCCUGCACUUGCGCCCGAUGCUGAUGCUGUCGAGACGUGGACAGUGGCUGACGGCGCGCUUGACGGCCUCAACCGCGAGCAGCGCGAGGCUGUCGAGACUGGCCUCGAGCUCGCGCUUCAGCGUGGCAUCGUCGCCUCGCUCCCGCUCACCGGCAACGCCGUCGAGCUGGUCGGCAUCGAGGCCGCCGACGGCGACUUUUCCGCCGUCCCGGCGGGCGUGAUUGCCGUUGGCAUUUCCAAGGCUAUGAUGGCUCUCCUCGCCGCCCAUGCCGACGCCGUCAGCGUCAUGGAGCCGCUGAUGGAGAUGGAGGUCGAUGUUGGCGAGGACUACGUCGGCCAGGUCAUUGCCGACCUCAACUCGCCGCUCCGGCGCGGCCAGGUAAGCGGCAUGCAGCCGCUGCCCGGCGGCCAGCAACGGAUCUGGGCCACCGUCCCACUUGCCUCGCUCGCCGGCUACUCGACCGCCAUCCGCUCACUGACCCAAGGCAACGGCACCUUUUCGCUUGCCUUUAAGGAGUACGGCCCGGUCCCGCCGUCGCUCGUAGCACAGGUCCUUGCGCCGUAGAGUUUGAUAAAACUUGUUCUGCUCUCACA